GCGUCUUGCAAGCGGCUCUUCUCAUUCUUUUUCUAUCUACGACGCUCGACUGAGCUGACUGCGUUACUGUACGCGGCUUGUGUCGGUAAAGUGUUCAGUGAAGUGAGGGUGGUGACCAUUUUUACUUGUGUUCGUUAGUGCGAGACUACCGGCUACGGUGGAAAAAGGCGUGCAAGAUGAAAGUGAUAAAAACGAAGACGACGCGAAGGCGUGCCGACGACGAGAAUCGCCGGUGGAGACGGUGCAGCAGCCGGCUAGAUAAAUAAAGCUCUAAAUAACUGUGUACGCGAUCGAACAGUGUCUUAAACUGAUUCGAGAAGAAGAAGAAGCGGUGUAUAAGUCACAUACGACGCUCUCGACGCGAUGGCCAGGCUCAACAAGCUGCUACUGCUGCCACCUCCAGCCUCCCGCGUCGUACCCAAACAAUGGUGAUAAUGCUGAAGACCAUCGACGUUUUCGGCUCGAUCCGCUCGCUCUUCAAGGUCACUCGCAUCGUCGAGGACACCCUCAUCUUUCGGCUGCACUAUCGCGCCACCGUGGCCUUCCUGCUGGCGGGCUGUCUCACGCUGGCCUGCAAGAGCAUCAGCGGCUCGCCGAUACACUGCGAGGCGAGCGGCGCCGUCGACAAGGUCGUCCUCGAGACGUUCUGCUGGCUGCACACCACCUACAGCAUGGUGCACGCGUUCAACAUGAGCCUCGGGCGCUCGAUACCCUAUCCCGGGGUGUCGAACAGCGGCGUGAGCAAGACCGAGGUGCACGGCCACACGCAGCACCCGAUGGUCAAGCAGCACAAGUACUAUCAGUGGGUCAUCUUCGCCCUGCUGCUGCAAGCAAUCCUGUUCUACACGCCGCGCUGGCUGUGGAAGGGCUGGGAGGGCGGCAAGAUACACGCUCUCAUGAUGGACCUCGACAUCGGGCUAUGCGGCGAGCCCGAGAAGCGCCAGAAGAAGAAGAUGCUGCUCGACUAUCUCAUGGAGAAUCUGACCCUGCACAACUGCUGGGCGUACAAGUAUUAUCUGUGCGAGAUACUCGCCCUGCUCAACGUCGUAGCGCAAAUGUUCAUGAUGAACAGCUUCUUCGACGGGGCCUUCCUGACCUUCGGCAUCGACGUGCUGCGCUUCCUCGAGUCCGACCAGGAGGAUAGGGUCGACCCGAUGAUCUACAUAUUCCCGCGCAUGACCAAGUGCACCUUCUACAAGUACGGCGUGAGCGGCGAGGUCGAGCGCCACGACGCCGUCUGCAUACUGCCCCUCAACGUCGUCAACGAGAAGAUCUACGUCUUCCUCUGGUUCUGGUUCCUCAUACUGGGCGCGCUCAGUCUGCUCGUCGUCAUUUAUCGGUUCGUAAUAGUGUUCUCGCCGCGCAUGCGAGUCUUCCUGCUGAACCUGAGGUUCCGCCUGGUGCGCAAGGAGGCCGUGGAGACGAUCGUCAAACGCGGCAAGGUCGGCGACUGGUUCCUGCUCUACAUGCUGGGCGAAAAUCUCGACACGGUGAUCUAUCGGGACGUGAUGCACGAGCUGGCCCACAGGCUCGCGUCGAGGCAUCAUCACAGCGUGCCCGGGGUCAAAGGUGGCGAGCUCCAAGAGGCCUGAUCCAGGUGAGAAUCAUUUUCGACUACUCAUUGCUAUUAUAUUAUGACACGUCUCGUCUCUGUUGACGCCGCGAGCGAGGAAGAUUAAAAACCGUGUACGGAUUUCCUAAUCCUGUACGUCGGGGGUACGUGUUAUUAACACCUGCGCAGCGGAGGAGUAAGACAAUUAUAUUAUACACCGAAAAUGACUUCUUUAGUCGGUGCGCUGUGUCUCACCGCACGUCUGCUUUGUUAUUAUCGUUAUUCUUUUUUUUUUUAAAUGACGCGCUCGUAUAACGUUUCGUCAUAUUAUAACACAGACAGACAGAUAGAUAUAUAAUUGACGUAUAAUGGAUCGCGUGCGUUUCGAUAUUUAAGCUUUGGCAGCAGCGGCGGCGGCGCCUCUACCUAUAUCUUUAUUGUAUCGUACCCUUUUAUUUAUUUUUUUUUGCUUCUUCUUCUUCCGCGUGUAUAUUAUAGAGUAAUCCGCGCUCGCGCCCCACCGACGCGAUCUCUCGCAGCAAUAAUAAUAACGAGAGAAAACAUUGAAAUUAUAUAUAGAGAUAUAUAUACGUGCGUAUUACUCGCGAGCUGGGCCCAAUAAAAUGGACGGGCCUUAUAUUACACACGUGUAUAUGUAAUGUAUGGCGGCCGAUCGAUUCGCGCGCGUGUAAUUUACUUAUAUGCGCUGCUGCUGCUGCUCGAAAGAUUACGGGGAAUUGAAUUUAAUGACGGGAGGAAAUUUCCCAUGUAUGCGCGCGUGUGUACGCGGUGCAUUCGACCCUUGUAUUACGCAA
This is a messenger RNA of Trichogramma pretiosum, 2367 nucleotides long. It is a transcript of the gene shakB, whose product is annotated as innexin shaking-B. Gene Ontology annotation, molecular function: gap junction channel activity. The record is from RefSeq and is a predicted model, not a curated record. Bases 426 to 1592 code for a protein of 388 amino acids. The transcript is spliced from 4 exons. Gene Ontology annotation, cellular component: plasma membrane; gap junction. Lineage: Eukaryota; Metazoa; Arthropoda; Insecta; Hymenoptera; Trichogrammatidae.